Messenger RNA from Capronia epimyces CBS 606.96, 2340 nucleotides. RefSeq lists its product as uncharacterized. Gene Ontology annotation, cellular component: lysosomal membrane; trans-Golgi network; fungal-type vacuole membrane. Gene Ontology annotation, biological process: Golgi organization; phosphatidylinositol phosphate biosynthetic process; endosome organization. The record is from RefSeq and is a predicted model, not a curated record. The transcript is spliced from 2 exons. Bases 1 to 2340 code for a protein of 779 amino acids. NCBI's taxonomy places the organism in Eukaryota, Fungi, Ascomycota, Eurotiomycetes, Chaetothyriales, Herpotrichiellaceae. Gene Ontology annotation, molecular function: 1-phosphatidylinositol 4-kinase activity.
AUGCCUCGUCAUAGGCCGACCUCUGGCUAUGCUCGCCUUGCACAAGCCGACGACGACGAUGGGCCACUCGCCGACGAUGACUCUGGCGAUGAAAUCUACAACAAUACCCCACUCAGUACGCGGUAUGCCUCCAUUCAACCUGGCCCACGAGAACUCAUGCGCUCCCGCCCCUAUCACGACCGACGAAGAGCAACACGACGGACGCGGAGUAACUCCUCAGGCGUCGACAUUAAAGCUAUCAACGCCAGACUAGAAAGAUGGGCUGAAGAGAUCGCUUCCAAGUUCAAAAUCAACUCGGUCAGGGGCAAGACCCAUGAGGAGGAACACUUGGAAAUACACCAUUCCGUCUUCCAAGCGCCUCCAGAGGUUCGUCCAUAUACUGCUGCGGAUUUGGCCGCCUACGAAGCCGCCGACACGCAACGUAUGGGCAAGGCACAGUUUGAUGCCAUCGUGGAGAGCGUCAGGGUUGCGAUGGAACAAGGGGUGCACCCCAAAAUGAUAUCUCAAGGCAGCUCCGGCAGCUACUUUGCCAGAAAUAGCCAAGGGAAAGUUGUCGGUGUUUUCAAGCCCAAAGACGAAGAGCCAUAUGCCUCGAGGAAUCCGAAGUGGACGAAAUGGAUUCACAGAAAUCUGUUUCCUUUCUUUUUCGGCCGAGCGUGUCUCAUACCCAAUUUAUCAUAUGUCUCCGAGGCUGCUGCGUAUGUUCUCGACUGCCAGUUGAGAACGAAUCUGGUCCCUUACACAGACGUGGUCUGGCUGUCUUCAAAGUCCUUUUACUACGACUUCUGGGAGCGGAGAAGCACUUGGGGUGGAAAGAAAAGCCUACCCGCGAAAGUGGGAAGUUUCCAGGUCUUCCUGAAAGGGUUCAAGGAUGCAAACAUAUUUCUUCGCGAAAAUCCCUGGCCUGAUCAAGCCACGGAAUUUCGGUCAGACUUGGAACACACUCGACAAAGGAGACCCUUGUCGAAUUGCUUUCCUGUCCGGGGCCAACCGUCUGACAACGAUGGAGGAACCCCUGCAGUAAUGUCACCGCAGCUCGAAGAGCAGACACCCAAGUUCCACUGGACCCCGAGAAUAAAGCAAGCUUUUCGAGAAGAGCUAGAAAAACUCGUCAUUUUAGAUUAUAUCAUGCGGAAUACUGAUCGAGGGUUGGAUAAUUGGAUGAUCAAGAUCGACUGGAAGACGGAAGAAGUCUCUCUUGUUGUUGAGCCGCCCAAAGAAAAUGGGACUGCUCGAGACGGAGACACCACGACUCAAUCCAAAUCCGUGAGUCCCGCGCGACCUGAAUCCAAUACCUCAAGGCCUUAUCGGAGGUACGAAACCAUGGAAAGCAGGUCAGGCACUCCCUCAAAUGCUCGAGAUGACAGUCACCUCACGAUCAAACUUGGGGCCAUUGACAAUAGUUUGUCGUGGCCCUGGAAACAUCCGGAUGCCUGGAGGAGUUUUCCUUUCGGCUGGCUGUUCCUUCCUGUCUCUUUAAUUGGACAACCCUUCUCUAAGAAGACUCGAGAGCAUUUCCUGCCUUUGCUCACUUCCACGGCUUGGUGGAGUCAGACUCAAUUGGCGCUGCGGAGAGUGUUUGCACUGGAUGCCGAUUUCAAAGAAAGCAUGUUUGCGCGGCAGAUUGCCGUCAUGAAAGGCCAGGCAUGGAACGUUGUGGAGACUCUCAAACAAGAAGAUCAUGGACCACUCGAGUUGACCCGACGCACAAGGAUCUGUGUUUGGGACGACCUUGUCGACGUUCCUGUGGCGAUUCCGCUGCGGGUGCCUUCUGCCGAGAUGAGUAGGAGGAAACACCAUCAUUACGACCAACAAGAAGAGAUGGACAUUGGAGCAUCCUACUCUUCCGCCCCCUCUGGAAGACAGGCAUCACAACCCGACCUGCUAGGCUCACUGACUCCUGACCUACCCAACCCCAACCGCUUCGAGCUCACACGAGAGGAUGGCGGUGCAGAUCUUUCCUACUUGGCUGGCGAAGAAGGUCCUGUCAGUCCUGUCAGCGGUGGCCCUUUCUUCGACGCGGCGGACUAUGCGAAGGAAGCUAGGAACAGCCUGGGCAACAGUGCCGCCACGCUCCCUGCUCGUCCAACCGCAAAAAGCAGAAACCGGUUGAGCUUCGAGUUUCCUCGUCGGGAAACCACCUCCAAGUCGAGCUCGCGAAGACAACGAUCUUUGUCGACCCGCAGCGGCAAAUCCCCGGCGAUCCUCUACGAAGGCGACGAUCUUGAGGGCGACUUGGGCUACGCCGCUGCCAGCGACAUGGAACAAAAUAAACGCAAGGUCAUUGUCGAGAGGCUGGAGACGGUCAAGAGCAAGGCACCCGUCUUCACCUGGUGUUGA